Molecule: messenger RNA, 1448 nt
Organism: Musca vetustissima
Lineage: Eukaryota; Metazoa; Arthropoda; Insecta; Diptera; Muscidae
Product: RNA-binding protein 45-like
Exons: 8
Coding region: 22-1434 (470 amino acids)
Molecular function (GO): RNA binding
Source: RefSeq, a predicted model, not a curated record
AUUUAAAUUUUAAUCUAAAAUAUGUACGAAAAUCGUUCACAAUCUCGUGAUGGAGGGCGUGGUGGCCGCGACCAGGGCGAUGACCCGCCCAUGUCACGUCUAUUCAUCAUUUGCAAUAAGGCCCAUACCGAGGAAGAUUUUCGUGAAGCAUUUAGUCAAUUUGGUGACAUCGAAGAUAUCUGGGUGGUCAAGGAUAAACAUACGGGAGAAAAUAAAGGUAUUACCUAUAUCAAAUAUGCCAAGACAUCACAGGCGGCCCGGGCCCAAGAGGAAAUGAAUGGCAAGACAAUUGGUACACUGGAUAGGACAUUGAAAGUUUUGGUUGCGGCAAGUCGCAAUCAAGGUUCCAACAAAUCCGACAAUGAACAUGAAAAAUAUGUCCGCCUGUUUAUUGUUUGUCCCAAAACGGCCACCGAAGAUGAGUUACGCGAUGAAUUCAGCCAAUGGGGUAAAGUGGAAAAUGUCACAUUGUUGCGGGACAAACAGUCCGGUAAUCCCAAAGGUUUUGGUUAUAUACGCUAUGGUAAAUUCUAUGAUGCUGCUGUGGCCCUAGAAAAUUGUCCAGCCAAAUAUAAACCGGUUUUUGCUGAACCCAAAGAUUCGGGACGGUCUUUAUCCGCCAGAGAUGAUAAUGCAAUGAUGGGUGGCGGUCGUGGUGGUAGUGGUCAUGGAGGGCGCAUGGUUGGUGGUGGCGGUUUUAAUAAUAUGCCAUCUGCGGCUGCUGCUGGUGGUAGUUACAAUAAUUGGGGUGGUAUUUCUAGCAAUAAAGAAAUGGCACAAUUUCUACGUUUACAAAAUGUUCCCGUACCCAAUCCCACCUGCCUGGAGGUUAUUAUUAGUAAUUGUGUUAAUCAAGAUCAGCUGUGGCAAUUGUUUAAUAUUAUUCCUGGUUUGAAUAAUUGUAAAAUCUUGAGGGAGUGUGGUCCACGUACCAAUGAAGCCAUUGUUGUCUAUGACAGUCCUGAAGCAGCCAUAUAUGCAAGGGAUAAAUUACAUGGCCUGGAAUAUCCUGCCGGUGAACGCAUCAUAGCCAAAAUUUCUGGCAUGAGUUCUGCACGCAUUGAUACUUCGUUUAUUGAUAAACGUUCCAAAAUGGAUGCCAUCUGUAAUGUACCUCUGCCACCCGUUGAACCUAUGGCUUCGGCCGAUGCACAAUGUGCCCAGCGUUUAUUUAUUGUACUGGCAUCGAAUAUACCAAUAUCAAUUUUGAAAAAUGUCUUCUCCUGCUGGAGAGGGUUAAUGGAUGUCUAUCUAUUGCCAAAUAAAAAUUGUGGUUAUGUUAAAUAUGCCAACAAGAAUUCGGCAAUAAAUGCCAUGCAAACGUUGCACGGUGCUGAAAUAUGUGGUACGCGUAUAAAGGUAUUGGAAGCUGAGGAACGUGAUCACAAUAAUGAUGAUGGCGAUGGUAAUCGUAAACGUAUGCGUCGCAAUUAAAUGUAAGUAAAGAA